CGAAUUUCCUAUUUAAAUUCUGAUAUUCUUUUAUUACUGGGACCAAUGGCUUCAACGCAGUUCGCCUUGACCUCCCCGCCAGCGGACGCCAUCUCCGCCGUCAAGUUUUCUCCGUAUCCAAAUUCCACGCGUUUAGUAGUGUCGUCAUGGGAUAGAUAUGUAUAUGUAUACGAUCUGCGCGAUGAGAACGGAGCUGUGGGCGAAGGAAAACUCUUACACAAAUUCAAACACCGAGCACCUGUGCUAGAUGUCUGCUUUGGGGAGAACGAGAAUGUGCUAUAUACGGCAGGGUUGGAUUGGGAUGUCAGGAGAAUCGAUGUUCCCACCGCCACACAAACAGUCCUCAGCACACACAGAAGUGGAGUGAAAUCUGUCGUCUACAGCAAAGAGCACAACCUCCUAAUCUCCGCCUCCUGGGACUCGACCAUACACAUCCACCGCACCGCUAACCCCGCCAACCCAUCAACCCAAGCAGAAUCCCUCCCUACAAUAUCCCCCGCCACAAUCCCCCUCCCCGCAAAGCCCUUCUCCGUCUCUCUCUCCCCAACAAAGCUCGUCGUCGCCAUGGGGUCACGCACCGUGUACAUCUACGACUUGCACGCCCUAUCAACUUUCCUCGACCAAUCCAGCAACGCUGGCCCCGAAACCCACACCCAGUCAAUCGAACCCUGGCAGCGCCGCGAAUCAAGUCUCAAAUUCAUGACGCGCGCCGUAGCCUGCAUGUCCAACGACGCUGGCUAUGCCUCCUCCAGCAUCGAAGGCCGCGUCGCGGUCGAAUGGUUCGAUCCCUCCGACUCCUCACAGGACCGCAAGUACGCAUUCAAAUGCCACAGGCAGCAGACACCGGAUGAGCCCGGUGUCGAUGUUGUGUACCCCGUCAACGCACUGGCGUUUCACCCGGUCCAUGGCACCUUUGCCUCUGGUGGUGGGGACGGGGUUGUGGCGCUGUGGGAUGGCGUGGCAAAGAGGCGGAUUCGACAGUAUCAGCGCUUUCCGGCGAGUGUGGCGGCGUUGGCUUUUAGCAGCGAUGGGAGGUAUUUGGCCAUUGGGGUUUGUUCCGGGUUUGAGGAGGGGAAGGAGAGGGAGCAGGAGGACGCGGCUGAAGGGGUGGUGAAGGUGUUUAUUAGGGAGCUGGGAGAGAGUGAGGCGAAGGGGAAGGGAACGAAAUGA
Histoplasma capsulatum G186AR is the source of this 1170-nucleotide messenger RNA. RefSeq names its product spindle assembly checkpoint protein SLDB. Gene Ontology annotation, cellular component: kinetochore; bub1-bub3 complex; mitotic checkpoint complex. Bases 46 to 1170 code for a protein of 374 amino acids. Gene Ontology annotation, molecular function: ubiquitin binding. The transcript has 3 exons. The record is from RefSeq and is a predicted model, not a curated record. Gene Ontology annotation, biological process: mitotic spindle assembly checkpoint signaling. NCBI's taxonomy places the organism in Eukaryota, Fungi, Ascomycota, Eurotiomycetes, Onygenales, Ajellomycetaceae.